AUGCAUAGUAUUGCAGUUUCCCGAAGAAAAAUUGAAUGCAGUGGACGAUUUCAAACCGCAGGUCCUAAGAUGAUGAGAAUUUUGACCUCCCCAUCAAUAACAAAUUUAUCAAGCGUAAACAGACAUACUGUAGUAGUUCUUACUUCGAAGGAAAAUAUCAUGCGGACUAGUCGCAUACCACUCAGAAACUCACCUGUAAAUACCACUUCAAUACACGCUGCCACCGAAACCGCUUUGACGACGGCAACAGAAAUAGAUGAACUGCCAUCUAUGAAUCUCGUAAUCAUUUCCGGUAUAAUUGGAGCAGUGGCAGUUAUACUUCUUUUAGCAAUGGUACUAUUUUUGUAUGAGAGAAAACGUCGCGUAGACAAAUGGAGAGCGUUCGACAAUAGGAAAGCGCGCAAAAAGAUGAAGUUUGCUGCAAAGCGAAAACGCAAGAAGAGACCAAGGGUGCGCAAAGGAAUGAAAAGAGGAAGUUCACUAUCGAAAAAAAAGAGUUCUGGGGAAGGAAUUAAGACUUCGAAAUCAAAGGACGAAGGAACGCAAGACGAUGAGUUCUCACUGGAUUCAACGGACAAGGUAUCGUGGAAAACAGAUGAAAUGUCACUAGAGACCUUCAAACGCGAUACGAAGGUUAAGUCAUCAGAAAAAAUAUCUAACUCUGGAGAAAACGUCGCCAAAUCGAAGGAGGGUUUAAAAGAGUCACAAAAGAACGUGAAUGAUAUGAUGCCAAUGAAUGUGGACGAUCUGAUGAAGGCGAUCAAGGAAAAUAAAAUCGCACUGGCGACAUCUGAAGAAGAUGUAAUCCAAAAAACUAAGCGCAAAGGAUAA
Molecule: messenger RNA, 831 nt
Organism: Necator americanus (New World hookworm)
Lineage: Eukaryota; Metazoa; Nematoda; Chromadorea; Rhabditida; Ancylostomatidae
Exons: 4
Coding region: 1-831 (276 amino acids)
Source: RefSeq, a predicted model, not a curated record